AUGGGUACUCGAGCUCUACGGAAAUUGCGUGAGCAGGAAUGGGAAAAGCAAUUGGCUGCGACACGCGACCACGACGAGGAGGAGUCGGAGGAAGAUGAGCCUGUUGUCAUAUCCAGACCCAGAAAUGCUUUUGAUAUGCUGAACGCUACCGACGAUGACGAGGAGGACGACAAAGACAUGGAAGAAGAGCAAGAACCUGUCGAACCACCACAAUCACAACCCUCGACAUCAGUAGCGAAAUCGAACAAGAAGAAGAAGAAAACGUCCAAGAAAAAGCCUAAGGAUACAGCCGCAGAUACUCAGCCGGCAGAAUCACAGGAUGCCUCCGAGGACGACAUAGACAAAGCAUUGAAGGAGUUAGCACUCAAGCAGCCUCAAGGACAAGGUGGCGACGAUACUGUACAGGAAGGUCUUUGGGAACGCGAUGCCACUAAGCACCUAGCUAUUGAGCCUAAGAACCUGGAUCCAGUCAAUGAGAUGCGCGGUCUGUUCGGAAAUAUUGCUCUCGAGGACGACUCUCGCUCACGCUCACAGCCUACAAGAAGACGAGAACAAAACUUACAAGGUGGCGUCGAUCUACAGACUGCUUUGACAGGACGAUACAAUCGGACCAGUCAAGGAAAGGAACUGGGAGCUCUUGCUAGGAGACGAAAUUGCUUUAUGGUAGGAAAGGAGGAAUGGCCUCUAGCAACGAGUGGUGGUUUGAGCAUGGAGGCUUUGCCUGUUACCACUUUCGAGAAGCAUUUCAACCUGAUACAUAACCAACAAUACCAGUCUGCCCAGUGGGACUUCAAGUUAGCCGUCGAUUCAAUGCAGGCUGAAGCUAUGAUAGGCAUGCUUCAGAAACACCCGUAUCACGUUGCGAGCUUGCUGCAAGUCUCCGAAAUCGCAAAGCAUCAAGGAGACAAUUCUCUGUCUGGAGAUUUGCUCGAACGAGCUCUUUUCACCCUGGGUCGAUCUGUCCAUUCCUCUUUCCCCGCCGCUAUGCGAGAAGGUGUUGCCAGGCUCGACUUUAACAAGCCUGCUAACCGUGAACUUUACCUGACGAUAUGGCGAUAUAUUCGCAAUCUUGAACAACGAGGUACUUGGAAAACCGCUUACGAAUGGUCCAAAAUACUCCUUCAGCUCAACACGGCUUCGGACCCGUUUGGUGUGACUAUGAUGAUCGAUCAACUCGCUCUUCGUGGUAGACAACACCAACAGUUCCUCGAUAUGACCUCGCCUUCAGCAUAUGGUUCAGCUUGGUCGCACUUACCAAACAUAUGCAUUUCUAAAUCUCUUGCCUUGUUGCGAGCUCAAAACCCUCGCGAAGCACGACAGCAACUUGCCUUGGCGAUGGAGCGCUACCCUUACAUUCUGAACAAGCUUGCAUCGGCUCUCGAGGUUUCACCAAUCCCAAAGUCGUUGUGGAAAGAGAUACCCCGGACUGAUGCUGAAAAACUCUAUACAGAACUCUACGUCACACGCGCGAAAGAUCUCUGGAACACUCCCGAAACCAUAGGACUGAUAUCCGAAGUCGCAAACACCCUACAGUAUUACAAGAUCGACGACCAAGCAUCUGCACCUGCCCUGCAAAUAUCGCUCGAAGAAGCCCGCCACAUAAUGGCCCUCGAAAUACCUUCUCUCAUCGCUUUACUACCUCGACAAUUUACAACGAUGCCCACUUCAGGUGCCGAUAUCCUACCACCACCAAGCAGCGAACAAAGUGACUUCACUAGACGUGCGCCAACAGACGCCCCGCAAGCAGUAGCUGGUGGUCAAGGAUUGGUGGCAUUAUCCAGCGACGUCGUCUCGAGAGCUUUGCGAUGGUUCUUCACCCCGGCCCAAUCAGACAACCGUCAAGAAGCUGAAGGCGCGAGAGAGAAUGACCUAAGAGCCCUCAGAGAACACCUGGGUCCACAAGCUGCCGAGAUCCCCGACCACGUAUUACAGCGGAUGCUAGAGAUCCAGGUAGCCCAGGACUUUGGUGAGCUGGACGACGAGGAGUUGCAGGAAGCAUUUGCUGCUGGAAACAUGGCUGGGGGUUUCGAUUACUAUGACCAACAGCAGGAUGAGGUUUCACAAGGCGGUGACAGUAUGCCGAGCCUGGAAGAUAUCGAAGAAACCACGGAUCAACCUACGCCAGCACCACGUGGUCCAUACGCGACCACUGUCGAUGAAGACAACUCAGACGAUGAAGCUCUACGACCAGCGACUCGAGGUCCUGUCUCCGGUCCUGUGAUAAGAAAUGCUGACUCUGAUGAUGAAGAGCCUCCUCCACCUCCAAGAGCACCAGCUGUUCCUCCACCUCCUGCCACAAUUCAACCGCCUCCUACUUUCGCAGCAGACGAAGACAUAGAAGAUAACCCACAAAGAUUACAAAGAUGGCUGAUAGGAAGCCAAGUCGGAUCCGAACUUGAGUACAUACGUACGGCGGCUGAAGAUAUUACACCGUAA
Messenger RNA from Lithohypha guttulata, 2436 nucleotides. RefSeq lists its product as uncharacterized. Gene Ontology annotation, biological process: rescue of stalled cytosolic ribosome; ribosome-associated ubiquitin-dependent protein catabolic process. The coding region runs from base 1 to 2436 and encodes 811 amino acids. The transcript has 2 exons. Gene Ontology annotation, cellular component: RQC complex. The record is from RefSeq and is a predicted model, not a curated record. Lineage: Eukaryota; Fungi; Ascomycota; Eurotiomycetes; Chaetothyriales; Trichomeriaceae.